AUCAGUUAGGAGAUGUUUGCCACAGCCACCAGAAACUUUGUGGAGGAGGUGGAUCGUGGAGGCUUGCUGAUCCCAGUUUCCAGCUUGAAUGACACCAUUGCUCUUCUGACAGUGGUGGUGAAGCGCAAGCGUUUUUGGGUCUGGCAGAAGCCCAAGUAUAUUCCCACUGAUUUCAACCUCAAUGAUCUACUAACAGGAGACACACCUAUAAAGCCCGGUGUUAUAGAGAUAGACUUCAUCAAAUACAAUGGCACUUAUGGUGAAAACAUCCAGGGGAAAGUGGAUGCAAGUUUUGUCCACUCAAAUGCGAGCCUGGAGGGUAAAGAUUCUUCCAGACUCCAAUCAUUAUUUGGCAGUCUGAAGAAAGAGGAAGUGGAUGUGCAGAAGCUGCUGCGAGACUCCAAAGACAGGGUCCUGGACAUGUCCCAUUGUCUGGUCCAGCAGACAAAAGAGAAGCACAGACAGGUGUUUGGUGUCGUGAAGGAGCGUAUUGUGACUACGCAGCCCUGUUGGGUCAUAGAGGAGGUGCAGCAGGGAGGACAGUGUGGAGGAGGACUGAGCCUCUGUGGGCCCAAGAGCCCAAAG
Molecule: messenger RNA, 585 nt
Organism: Plectropomus leopardus (leopard coralgrouper)
Lineage: Eukaryota; Metazoa; Chordata; Actinopteri; Perciformes; Serranidae
Source: RefSeq, a predicted model, not a curated record